AUGAAGAAACUUGCUAAAAUAUUCUCAACAUUAUUAUUAUUAAACUUCCUUUCAAAUUCUAAAGCUGAUUUACUCGGCGAUUUACUAGGCGGUUUAACAGGCGGUUUACUUGGCGGUGUCGGCAACACACUUAAUCAACUCUUAGAUCAUCUUAAAAGUCUUUUAAAUGGAAUUUUGGAUUUGACCCAACAAGAACUAUUGAAACUUGUAGAUGUUUUAAAAUUACUAAAAAGCAUGGGCAUAGAAGUAACUGAUGAGAAGCUCAAGCUAACUGCUCAAAAUGUAGUUAUAAUUAAUGGACUAACUAAUGGAAUUUGGGAAGCUAAAUUGGGGUUCUUCAGUCUUUUACCAGACGAGGAUCAGAAGAAACUUUGUGGGGUAUUUGAUAUUGAAAUUGAAAAUAUAGCUGGAAGGAAUACAUCUGAAGUUAACACAGGAGAAAGGAGUAAAAGACAAACAACACAAGCAAACUGCAACUACGAAACGGAAUUUGAUGUUCGAGAUAAAUGGCCAAAAUGUUCUUCUUUCAUCAAUCAUGUAGAAAAUCAAGGGCUAUGCGGUAGUUGCUGGGCUAUUUCAGCUUCUUCCGUCUACACUGAUCGACGUUGUAUUGAACUUGAUAAAAAGGGUCUAAGCACACCCAAUAAUGCUUCUUUUACAUAUUCAUCCUUUGAUGUGCUCUCUUGUUCACCUGAGAAGGGAUGUUCUGGUGGUUGGCCUCACAAAGCGUGGGAUUCGAUAAAAGACAAUGGAAUUUGUACAGGAACUGAUUUCGAUAGGAAUACUGGAUGUAAACCUUAUCCGUUUAAACCUACAGAAAGAUACCCUAUCCUUAAAAGUUGCAAAAAAUCUUGUACCAACACAUAUUGGGGAGUACCUUAUGAUACUGAUAGAAGGAAUUAUGUAACAUCUACUAGUAUGAUAAAAGGAGAACAGGCUAUCAAAGAGGAACUUGAUAAAAAUGGACCUGUAGUUGCUUGCUUUUCUGUCUAUAAGGAUUUUUAUUCUCACGCAGAUGGAUCUGAUGGAGUUUACUUUCAUGUUUGGGGUGAUUAUGAUAGAUCUCACGCUGUUGUUAUCGUUGGAUAUGGAACUGCCUCUUGUGGUUAUGAGAAAAUACCUUAUUGGAUUAUACGAAAUUCUUGGGGUACUAAUUCGACUGGUAAAGGUUUUCUCAAAUUUCGUCGUGGAAAUAAUGAAUGUGGAAUUGAACAAACUGUUUCUUUUGGAAUUCCCAAAAUUAAUUGAAUGAGCAUUUAUUUU
Meloidogyne enterolobii is the source of this 1263-nucleotide messenger RNA. The record is from the annotation of a GenBank genome assembly. Lineage: Eukaryota; Metazoa; Nematoda; Chromadorea; Rhabditida; Meloidogynidae.